GGGAUUUUUUAAAAAUCCCAGAUUUUUGUGCUUGUUCUGGGGAACUCUGUUUCAUCCAUCUGGCAACCCUGGACAGUGACAACUUUUUAUUAACUUGUAAACGUUUUGUGUUUGUAAGUUUUUAUAUUUGUAUCGUUUGUGUUGUCGGUUUUCUGUUUUUCAAUAUUUGAUAAAUCUCUUAUAUAAAGAUGACUUUGGAAACGAUUCCUAAAGACCUGAGAGGCUUGAGGGCAUGCCUUGUUUGCUCGAUAAUAAAGUCUUUCGAGCAAUUCGAAUACGAAGGUUGCGACAAUUGUGAUGAAUUUCUGAGGAUGAAGAACAAUCGUGACAAUGUGUACGACUGCACAAGCUCUAACUUUGACGGGAUGAUAUCUAUGAUGAGUCCAGAAGAUAGUUGGGUGGCUAAAUGGCAGAGGAUAAAUCGCUUCUGUAGGGGAGUUUAUGCCAUAUCUGUAUCAGGACGUUUGCCUAAUGGCAUCAUCAGAGAAAUGAAAAGCAGGGGCUUAACUUAUAGGCCUAGAGAUACCAGUCAACGUUAAGAUAAUAAUGUUAUUUGUGGAGUCUCCAUAUAUGGGGCAAGUUGUUCUGUUUGUACAGUUGCAUAACUAUUAUAAUUUCAUUUGAAGCAUACAAUACAAUAUAUUACAAAGUGAUGGCGAUAUAUACAGUGGUUUUAUAUAUUACACUAAAAUAAAACAGGUAAUAGUUUUUCUUAUGUGGUACCUAGAUAACUUAAUAUCCCUAUGCACCAAUCUUAAAUAAUG
This is a messenger RNA of Acanthoscelides obtectus, 764 nucleotides long. NCBI's taxonomy places the organism in Eukaryota, Metazoa, Arthropoda, Insecta, Coleoptera, Chrysomelidae. The record is from the annotation of a GenBank genome assembly.